AUGGCUCUCACAUUUCUCCAAAUAGCAUCGGCUGAAAGUUGCCCUUGCGUCUGCUCCAAUAUCAUCCGCUUAGGUUGCAAACUGUCACCUUAUCAUCCCCACUUUUCUUCGUGCUCCCAACCUAGAGCAGUUUCCGCCCUUCCCCCCCCUCAGCUGCAAACCGACACCAUAGCAUACCCACGUUUCCACGUGCUCCCAUCCUAA
Messenger RNA from Chondrus crispus (carragheen), 204 nucleotides. RefSeq lists its product as hypothetical. The record is from RefSeq and is a predicted model, not a curated record. Bases 1 to 204 code for a protein of 67 amino acids. The transcript has a single exon. Lineage: Eukaryota; Rhodophyta; Florideophyceae; Gigartinales; Gigartinaceae.